AUGGAGUGGGUUAUAUCUAGUGCUGGAGCAAAAUGGAAGCAGUUUAAGGCAAAACUAAAGGAAAAAAUUUUUGAUGAAACAAAAACUGAUGAAGAACUGAAGAACUUACAUGGUCAUAGAAUAGAUGAUCAUGAAUUCGAUUCUCUUCUCAAAUAUUGGAGGUCUCCUGAGUCUCAAGCUCUGGCGGCAAGAGGAAAAGAAAAUCGUGCAAAGCUGAAGUUUCUUCACACAUCAGGAAGUGUGAGCUAUGCUUCUACUGCACAUAAACUGGACCAGCUGAAAGAAGUUGUUGCUGUAUAUCCGGAGCUGAUGGAUAAGACAAUUCAGCAAGGUGAUAUUCUUGCUGUUGUUUGUGGAAAAAUGGAGCCAAAAGGUCGAGUCCGUUGUUUGGGUCUGGGACCAACUCCUCAAGACAUUGGUACCCCAGGACUUAAGGCGUACACAUCGACAAGGCUCCAAAUACAAGUUCUGGCACGUCAGAAGGCUGAAAGUGAGAUUCUAGUGCUACAACAACGUAUCUUGGAUAUGCAACAAAGGGAGGAGCAAAGGAUGGCACAAGGAUCUCCAAACGUCGAAAUAUUCUCACACAAUGGUUCAAACUCAAGACAGCAAUUGAGCCCAAGAUCUGAGGAACUUGGUGAGGCCAAUCAGCAUGUUCAAGGUGAAGAAGAUGACUAUGUAGAGGCAAACAACUAUGAUCAGCAACCGGAUGAUGAGGCCAAUGAGGAAGUUGUUGUCCCUGCAGUCUUGCCUGCCAUUAAUAUUACAACAUCACCAAGCAAUGAUGUCCCACAAUUUACGCGUGAUGCACUUGCUGGAAAUGAGGUCAUAUUAUUUUCCAUGUCGAGUAAUGAAAAAGUGGCUAAGGCAACUGUUGUUUCAGUUAAUCCACACAAUAAGCUAGCGGGUGUGGCUCUUGGAGCUAAAUUCUGUGAAGUUAUUGUCAAUGUUGUCUUCCGGCGUGAAACAUUAGUGCCACGUCCUUAUGAUGAAAUAAAGACACUAGGGGAUGCUGUAAAGAUGCCGAUUGCUUGGCCCUUUAAUCGACUGAAGGUCUGCAGUCAGCAACCAAGACGUUCUCAGGAUGUUGCUGCAGGAUCAUCUCAGAGACGCUAGGCGGCGCUAGCUUUGUUGGAAGGAAGGGUGUUGGGAGCAAAUAUGCUGCAGGAUCUUCUCAUCGGGUUGUUGCUAGCAACUUGUUGAUAGGAAGCCACUGAAUUAUCAAAUGAUGAUGACCUAGAUGCUUACUUGCAUGCUUUUGGACUACAAUAUGGUAGUUUUAGUUUGUGGACUCCAACCUAUCUUUUGCUCCAUGUUGGAUCACUUUUGGCUAGUGGCUUUCACUCAACAGGAAAACAUUGCUUGUUGUACAACCUAAUGACUUAGCUAGAUUUUGUAUUCAGCUACUAUAUAUAUGCUUGUAUGUUGCCUUGAUGGCAAGAGGCUUGAGCUAGCUAGUGACAUGAUUAUAUAUGUACUCAUUUAAUAUUGAUGAAUGAGAGUAUGAUUAUGCUAUUGUGUA
Molecule: messenger RNA, 1522 nt
Organism: Sorghum bicolor (sorghum)
Lineage: Eukaryota; Viridiplantae; Streptophyta; Magnoliopsida; Poales; Poaceae
Exons: 6
Coding region: 1-1116 (371 amino acids)
Source: RefSeq, a predicted model, not a curated record